Sabethes cyaneus is the source of this 1576-nucleotide messenger RNA. It is a transcript of the gene Dak1, whose product is annotated as UMP-CMP kinase. The record is from RefSeq and is a predicted model, not a curated record. Gene Ontology annotation, cellular component: nucleus; cytoplasm. Gene Ontology annotation, biological process: CDP biosynthetic process; 'de novo' pyrimidine nucleobase biosynthetic process; UDP biosynthetic process. Gene Ontology annotation, molecular function: ATP binding; UMP kinase activity. Lineage: Eukaryota; Metazoa; Arthropoda; Insecta; Diptera; Culicidae. Bases 138 to 974 code for a protein of 278 amino acids. The transcript has 2 exons.
GUUCUCGUGUGUUGAAUUUUUACAGAUCUGUUUUUCGGUACAUAUUUUUGAAUACUAAUUGUUACAAAAACUUAAAAUACCAUCAGUCAGCUACUUAUCCGAGUCCAAGUGGUAUCGUUGAAGUGACAAUUUCUUUUAUGACCAACAUCGGCUUGCUGCGCUUAGUGAGCAACACCGGCAUCAAUCAUUUGAUAAGGCAAACUGUGCCAAGCCAGCAGCUGACGGUUUUUGCUAGGUCACCAUCAUCAACGUCUCUGUCCGCCGUUGUCGUACGAUUCUUAGUCAACCGAAGCAGUUACAGUGGUGGUAGUAGUGUUUGUGCUUUUGCCAAGCGUGCAUCAACCGUUUCCGUGUCUAGUAGUACCUGCAAGAUGAAUGGUGAUUCAGCAAAACCAAAAAUCGUUUUCGUUCUGGGAGCUCCCGGAGCUGGCAAGGGCACCCAGUGCGAGAAGAUUGUGCAACAUUUUGGUUACACGCAUUUAUCGGCUGGAGACCUACUGCGGGAGGAACGGAACCGGGAAGGAUCCGAGUACGGAGCGCUGAUUGAAGACAACAUCCGCAAUGGGCGAAUCGUUCCGGUGGAGAUUACCUGUGCACUGCUGGAGAAUGCAAUGAAUAAAACCCGAGAGACAACAGGCAACGAAAAGUUCCUGAUCGAUGGAUUUCCUCGGAACGAGGACAACUUGCAGGGCUGGAAUCGUAAAAUGUCCGAGAAGGUUCAGUUGCAGUUUGUGUUGUUUUUCGAGUGUACCGAAGAUCAAUGUGUCGCCCGUUGCCUGAAGCGUGGCGAAAGCAGUGGUCGCUCGGACGACAAUCUGGAAAGCUUGAAGAAACGCUUUAACACUUACAUCACCGAUACGAUGCCCAUUGUGGAGCACUACAGGAAGCUGGAUUUGGUGAAAACUAUCGAUGCAGUUGCUGGGCCGGAUGAAGUGUUCGAGAAAGUUAAGUGUACUUUUGCAACUGUUAAUUAGGGCGAUACUCCGGUAAGUGUCCAGUCGAUAUUCCAUUGUUUAAUGCCAAAUGGGAGAAUAAGGCGUACUAGCAGCAUAGUUCAAGAAUCAAGUCAUUCCGUGCACGCAAAAAAUAACUACAAUAUCACUGGGUUGUCUCUUGUUUCGUGCGCGCAAUUAUGCACGGCCAAUCAGUCAAUUUUGAAGUAUUUUCAAACUAACGUUUACUGCAAAGAAAUUAUUGAAAAACGGCCCAUCACGUUACGAAUGUAAAUUACCAAUCAGUACCCUAUUGCAAGUACGCGAAUUUAGUUGUAAAACGUAAAUUCAAUCUGUUACUUUCUUGGGUAGUUUACCUAGCGUAGAGCACGGUUAGGUUGAAUUGAGUGUUUGUGACUGUAGUAAACUUUAAACGAAUUAAUAGAUAAAUAAAAUUAAUUACUUGUUAGCUUUAAGACACAACUCGCCGGUUUAUUCGGUUAAUGUUACAGCUUGGAUGACAGCCAUUGCUAUAGAUUUGUUUAAAUUAGACGCCAACAAUUAUUGAUUUAAGUUUUUUUGUGGUCGUAAAUUUUAAUGUUGAAAUGCAAUCGGCUGCACUUUCAUUUAUUCGAGCGCUUUGA